Molecule: messenger RNA, 4459 nt
Organism: Paramormyrops kingsleyae
Lineage: Eukaryota; Metazoa; Chordata; Actinopteri; Osteoglossiformes; Mormyridae
Gene: timeless
Product: timeless circadian clock
Biological process (GO): DNA replication checkpoint signaling; replication fork arrest; DNA repair
Cellular component (GO): replication fork protection complex
Molecular function (GO): DNA binding
Source: RefSeq, a predicted model, not a curated record
AGAAUGACGUCACGACAGCGGGCUCAGUUUGCGCGCGAGAAUUGUACUGCUGCUAGUCCUGCUACUCGGUGGAAAAUGGGGGGUAAAAUGGGACUAUGUCUAACGAUAAACGAGUUUUUCAUAUGAUGUAGCAUCUUUAUUAAAUCAUAAUCUGAAGAGGAAAGGUAGAACACAGUUUGUUUUCUCAUAUAUCGGCAGUCUGAUUUGAACAGCCUCUCGAACUGACGUCUCUGGACUUCAGCUCGGCUGUUUAUUUUCAGACUGUGCCACGCUACUCCUUCUGCCAGUGAGGUGAUUUAUGGACUUGUACAUGAUGAAUUGUGAGCUUUUGGCAACCUGCAGUGCCCUUGGGUACUUGGAGGGAGACACUUACCACCGGGAGUCUGACUGUUUGGAGAGCGUGAAGGACCUCAUCCGGUACCUGCGGCAUGAGGACGACACGCGGGACAUCCGCCAGCAGCUGGGUGCUGCCCAGAUCCUGCAGAACGACCUGCUGCCCAUCAUCACCCAACACAGCCAGGACAAGCCCCUUUUCGAUGCCUGCAUCAGGCUAAUGGUCAACUUGACUCAGCCUGCACUGCUCUGCUUUGGGAAGGUCCCACAGGAUCCUACCUUCAGACAUCAUUUCCUGCAGGUCGUGUCCUACCUACAGGCCUACAAGGAGGCUUUCGCCAGUGAGAAAGUCUUUGGAGUGCUGAGUGAAACUCUAUACAGCCUCCUGCAGCUGGAAUGGCAGCAGAGGCAAGAAGAGGAUAACCUGCUGAUAGAGAGGAUCCUGCUGCUGCUGAGGAAUGUUCUGCAUGUUCCCGCAGAUCCCUAUGAAGAGAAGAAUGUGGACGAUGACGCCAGUGUCCACGACAAGCUGCUGUGGGCCGUCCACAUGAGCGGGAUGGACGACCUGCUGAAGUUCCUGGCCAGUGCACAGAGUGAGCAGCACUGGAGCAUGCACGUGCUGGAGGUCAUCUCCCUCAUGUUCAGAGACCAGACCCCGGAGCUGCUGGUCAGUGCAGGCCAGGCUCGCUCUGCUCAGGAGAAGCAGAAGGACGCCCAAGAGCUAGAGCUGCUGCGGCUGAAAGAGCAGGCGUCAAAGCGGAGCCGCUCGCUACAGCGGGGCACCAGACAUUCCCGCUUUGGGGGCUCCUAUGUGGUUCAGGGACUGAAGUCCAUUGGAGACAAAGAUGUGAUUUAUCAUCGAGGUCUUCACAAUUUCAAGAACUACACACACGAUGCAGGUAAGGUGAUCAGCCGCGUCCCCAAGCGCAGGCAGAUGGCGAAGGAUGUGGAAGGGCAGCGCCGCUCUGCCCUCAACGUGCGCCUCUUCCUGCGUGAUUUCUGCGUAGACUUCCUGGAGAACUGCUAUAAUCGUCUCAUGUUCCAGGUCAAGGAGUGUCUGAUCCGGGAACAGGCACAACAGCACGACGAGACCUACUUCCUCUGGGCUUUGAGCUUCUUCAUGGCCUUCAACCGGGGACACGUCUUUCGCCCUGACCUUGUCUCGGAGACCAUGUCCAUCCGUGCCUUCCACUUCAUUGAGCGCAACAUCACCAACUACUAUGAGAUGAUGCUCACUGACCGAAAGGAAGCCACAUCGUGGUCAAGCAGGAUGCACCUAGCUUUGAAGGCUUAUCAAGAGCUGCUGUUAACGGUGAAUGAGAUGGACAGAUCACAAGACGAAAGCAUCCGUCAAAGUGCAAACGUCAUAAAGAGCAACAUUUUUUACCUGAUGGAGUACCGUGAGAUCUUCCUGACGCUGCUGCGCAAGUUCGAUGAGACAAAGCAGCCACGCUCCUUCCUGCGAGACCUCAUAGAGUCCACCCACCUGUUCCUGCGCAUGCUUGAGCGUUUCUGUAAGGGUCGCAACAACCUGGUCGUCCAGAGGAAGAAGGUGAAGCAUAGGAAGUCCCGUAGCCGGAAGAAGCAGCCUGCCAUACAGAGCACCCCCGAGGCACUGGAGGAGACCUGGCAGAUCGUAUCAGAGGAGCUAAGGGCUGCGGGGUUUCAGUUGUCAGAAUCACUGACAGAGGGCACCGUACCGUUCGACGCCGCGUCAGAGAUGCCGCUGGAGGAGCAGCGCACAGAGGCCAUGGUGCGCAUCCAGGAUGCCCUACUGGUCCGCCAGGGGCCUGAAGCUCUCAGUCUGCUCCGUGCUGCCAGGGAGGUGUGGCCAGAGGGAGACGUGUUCGGAUCAGCUGACGUGGAGCCGGAAGAAGAGAUGCAACUCUUGAAUCAGAUUCUGUUUGCCAACCUGCCCAGAGCAGCUCCUGCUGAAGUGGAAGAGGAGGAUGGUGUAGAGGAGAUUGAGGAAGAAGAGGAGCUGGAGUCUGUCUCUGUGUCAGAGACGGAGUUCAACUUUAUUGACUUUGUUAAGAGGUUCGCCAACCCGGGCAUCGUGAGGCCUUACCUGCUGUUGCUGAAGUCCUACUCGCAGAACACGGCUCACACCAACCACUGCAUCACACGCAUGCUGCACCGCCUGGCCGUCGACCUCAAGAUGGAUGCCCUGCUCUUCCAGCUCUCCAUCUUCCACCUCUUCCACAAGAUCUUGGGCGAUCCGGCGGUCGCUGCCUACAAGGAGCUGGUAACCUUCAUCAAAUUUGUGCUGAACCGCUUCUUCGCCUUGGCGGCACGCAACAACAAGGCAUACAUGGAGCUGCUCUUCUGGAAGAAUGUGGGCACCGUGCGGGAAAUGACAGAGGGCUACCGGAAGCCCGAGGACGAGGACGGGGAUGGGACCAAAAGAGCGAGGUGGACCCCAGAGGAGGCAGAGGAGCUUCGGCGGCUGUACGAAGAGCACCAGGACUCGGGGGUGCCUGAUAUUGUGGAGACGUUGCUGCCGCUGCUCUCGACCACGACCCGCACUCGCCGUCAUGUGAUCACUCAGCUGGUGAACAUGGGGCUGGUGGACAGUGCCAAGGACCUGAAGAAGGAGAGGAAGGGCACUCGCAUCGUCCUCUGGACAGAGGAACAGGAACUUGAGCUUCAGACGCUGUUCGAGGAAUACAGGCACUCUGAUGACGUCCUUGGAAACAUCAUGAGGCGCCUGACGGCUCGGCGGUCCCGAGCGCGGGUGGUGGACAAGCUGCUCAGUCUGGGCCUGGUGUCUGAGAGGAAGGAGCUGUAUAAGAAGAGGAGGCGCAAUGCUGUGGGCAAGAGCAAUGGCAUGACGGAAGAAGACUUCUUCUCUGACCUAGCAGGAGGGCAAAAUGAGCAGCCCUCUGAUGAUGAUAAUGAUGAUGAUGAAGAUGAGGAAGAUGACUUGGGGCAGAGCGACGAUGAAGAGGUGCCGGACCGAGAGUCACUUCGACAUCAAGAGAGACCGAAGAGGACCAAAGGGAUGAGAGUAGAGAAGGACCUCAAUUUGGGGCCGAUGGUCCAGUCUCUUAGACAGGAAGGUAUGUCUGGACCCAUUUUAUGGCUCCAGAACUGUCUGAACAGGACUGCAGACUACCGUGAAGAAGAUGGUGUGUCCCAAGCUGUACCUCUGGUCCCGCUGACGGAGGAGAACGAGGAUGCCAUGGAGGCCAAGAGCUUCCAGAGGCUGCUGCACAAGCUGGGAGUCAGGGCACCUGCCGAUGAGCAGGAGACAUUCUGGAGGAUUCCUACUAAGCUGAGUGCCUCCCAGCUGCGGGCAGCGGCCGCUGCCCUGUCCGUGAGUGAGGAGGCGCCAACGGAGGAGGAGCAGGGAGGUGUUGAGGGGAGCCCUGUGGAGGUGCACAGCGAGUCGGAGACGAGCCAUGAGCAGAGGGUGCAGGCCCUGCGAGCGCUGCUGCUGAAGCGUAAGCGGAAAGCCCCGGCGGGCAGGCACAGGGAUGAGUCUCCCACAGUGAAUGACCCUGAGCUGGACCCCGACACGGAAGCCCCAAGAGCCCCGGAGGAGAGCAGGAACUCUGUGAAGAGGAGCAGAGUGCUGGACAGUGAUGAUGAAACAGCAGAGGAUGUGUCAGUGAAUCACAGAGAGCCCGAUUCGGACGAGGACUCGCCGUCCGUUCCAGCCAAACGCAGGCGUCAACGGGUGCUCAUUGACGAUGAUGAUGAAGAAUAGGGGGAGUCCUGCCUGUACCUACAGAAGGCUUUGUGGAAGAGCUGAGACGGCUCCAGCUUCCUGUGGGGAAUGUGUACCCAUGUUUAUUUUGAACCAUUAAUUUCUGUUUUGAUAUUAGCUUUUUCUUUUCCCACUUUUCCCUCCCCCACUGUAUUUUAUUCAUUGUUAGGACAGAUGUCACCUUGCGUUGUUCUCAGAUUGAACCCCCACUUGUCACCAAACUUAUGGGUGCAAAAUGGUCAGUAUAAGUUUACUACUACAUUGUUCUUGCAGUUAUUUGUAGUUGUCGGGAGAUGGAUGGAUGGAUGGAUGGUGGGGGGGGGCAGUCCUGUGUUUGCUGGGGGUGUUCUGUUCCUGGAUGUUUAGUCUGACCAAGCUUUUGACCUCCAUUUUCAAUAAAAAUGUUUGUACCAGAUA